AUGGAAUCACAGCAUAAAAAGCCACCUCCGUUUAUAAGACCGAAUAUUAAAUUACAUAGAAAGCCACCACCUUUUGUUAGGCCUUUAAAAAAUCCUAAAGAUAAAGAAAUAAAGCAAAAUCAUCCUUCAGGUAUAAGUGAAUUAAUUGAUGAACAAAACAUUUCAUUUCCAAGCCAAGAAAAUGCUGAACGAUCAAUAUCCUUUGCAGUGUCUCAGCCUAUGAUUUCUUCCAAUUACAAUGGAGAUACAAGCAGCCAGAGUAUAAUCAUAAAUGACUCUUCUUUUAUUGAUUUGAAUACUUCCAAAGAAACUAAAAAAUCUUACAAAAUGACUAUUAAUAAAUUCUUAUUAGACCAAUCUGAAAGUUACGAUCCUAAAGGUGAAAAUCUUGACCAAUCCGCCAACUCUAGCUUUUCUGGAAAUAUAUCUUCCAAAAAUUCAUAUAAAAUUGAUCUAAAGAAAAGAAAAACUACACAGGAAAAUGUUGAAGAAAGGAAAAAUGAGCCAAAAAACGAAAUCCUUGAUAAAUCAAUAAAUAGUUCUUAUACAGAAACAAGUGAAAGUAGAAAUUCUUAUAAAAUUGAUCUUAAAAAGAGAAAUAUGACACAUGGAAUGCUAGAUUCUCCUUAUAUAACAAAUGAAACCAAAAAUAUUGAAAUAGUAAAUGAAACAAUUGAAAAGAAGAGUUCUUAUAAAAUCGAUCUCAAAAAUAGAAAAAACACACAAGAAGUAUCUCCGAAACACGAGAAAACUGAAGCAAAGCCAAGAGAAAAAACAAUAUCAUAUAAAAUCAAUGUAAAUAACUACAAGCUAACGCAGCCUGGAUUUUCACCGCAGGACCAGAGCCCUGCUACACCAGAAGAAAAAGAGCUUCCAAAGAAAAUUGAUAUAAAAUGCUAUAAAAUGAUCCAGCCUGAGUUUAGAUCACCUCCUGACCAAAGCCCAACUUCGCCAGAAAAGCCAGACUCUACCAGAAUUUCUUAUAAGCUUGAUCCAGCCAAAUUGCAAGAUGACACUGAUCUUGAAAAGCCCCGAAAAUCUACCUACAAAAUCGAUCUCUAUAAGCGUAAAUCUACAACUCCAGAACCCAGACAAUCCAAUCCAAAAGAAGAAUCCAAAUUUCCUUACAAAAAUGACACAUCCAAGCGAAAAGCAACAUUUCCUGCAGCUCUUCUUUCUUCUCCUAAAGAUGAGCUAUCACCCAUAAACAACCCUCAAGAUUCCUCUCUUUCUCAUAUAGACGCAGACAGCUCAUUUACUUCAGUUAUGAGUUCCACAAAGCCUAGAAUUGCAUUAAAAACUCACCCAAUAGAAGAGUUAGAAGAGCCUGCAGCUUCUACACUUCAAGUAGAGUCUUUUUUGUUUCCUGAAGAUUAGCUAGAUUAUGCUAAGCUUGAGUGAGUCUUUGGGUUUAUUUCAGCCCCUCUUAGCCUUCGCUGACUUCAAGCUUCUCGCCCUAGAUAUCGGCUUGCACUUAAGCCUUUUCUGUCGACAUCAACAAAAAAUGGUGAUGUCGCCACCUCUUGGAGAGACGCACCUAGGUGCUUCCUUGGAUAACUCCUCGCGGUCGGCAUGAUCUAUCCAGCGAUGGGAGAUAGAACACGACCCCAAAUCAUCCUUCUGGUCCCCAUUUACCCUUCGCAUUUAAAAUGCGGAGCUGUCUUAUACACUCUGGUUUUCUUGUCUAUGGGUCGGUUUAAAACCCUGCAGUGUGGUGUCGCGGCCAGGGAGAAAAACCCACCCCGGAAACAAGUUUCAGCCCCCUUAUCUUCUGGAACGCAAAAACCAACCUGAGAGCGUGGGAGAAGAAGGAUGAGUCAGAUAAGUCCCAUUUUUUAUUUGAGUCUUGUUUUCUGAAGAAGAAAGUUUACCGGCUGCACCUAUUCGUAGAACUAUUAUUAUGAACUUUCCAAGUUAUGUUAAAAAAACAAGAAAAGAUAACGGAAAAAUUGUGACUUUUUCUGAAAAUGCGAAUAUUCCUAUUGCUAUGAAAGCUCAAGCGAAUUUGGUGGCAGUAAAAGUGACGGAUGAGCUUUUUUCGUGCCCAAAGCUGAAAAAGGGUUUGACAAUGCAGCAGCUUAACAAAAUGGCAAAAUUGUUAGCGAGACAUGUGUUUAAGAAUGAUUUUAUUCAGCAGAGCCAGAACAGGAAAUUGGUGUUUUAUUAA
Molecule: messenger RNA, 2167 nt
Organism: Blepharisma stoltei
Lineage: Eukaryota; Ciliophora; Heterotrichea; Heterotrichida; Blepharismidae
Source: the annotation of a GenBank genome assembly